AUGCCUCAAAUUGUUGGGAAGGAAAUCGGCCCCAUCGGCUUUGGCCUCAUGGGAAUGACAUGGCGCAAACAACCUCAAUCUGAGGAGCAAUCAUUUAAAGCGCUGCGAGCCUCUCUUGAAGCCGGUGCAAAUUUUUGGAACGCCGGGGAAUUCUACGGCACUCCAGACUUCAACUCUCUCACUCUUUUGAAUAAGUACUUUACCAAGUAUCCUGAGGAUGCUGAGAAAGUGGUUCUCAGCAUCAAGGGAGGGCUAGUAAAUAUGAAACCUGAUGGUUCCCCGGAAGGUAUCAAGACAUCCGUGGAGAACUGUCUGAUAUUACUGGAUGGCAAGAAGAGUAUUGAUAUCUUCGAGUGCGCAAGAGUGGAUAAGAACACUCCGAUUGAGACUACGAUGAAGGCACUUGAAGAGUUUGUGAAAGCGGGCAAGAUUGGAGGCAUUGCAUUAUCUGAAGUAUCUGCUGCUUCGGUACGAAGGGCUGCGGAGGUUACGAAGAUUGUGGCUGUUGAGGUGGAGCUUUCAUUAUGGUCUACGGAUAUUCUUAGCAACGGCGUGGCAGCCGCUUGCGCGGAGCACAACAUUCCUGUAAUUGCGUACUCGCCAAUUGGUAGAGGGAUGUUGACAGGGCAGAUCAAGAGCCCUGACGACAUUCCAGAGGGCGAUAUGCGGAAAACCAUGCCUCGAUUCUUGCCAGAGAAUUUCAGCAAGAAUUUAGAUCUAGUUAAAGAGCUGGAGAGUCUUGCAAAGCAGAAAGGCUGUACACCGGCUCAGCUGGCCCUUGCUUGGACUCGCUCCAUCUCGAAGAAGAACGGAAAUCCUGAGGUCAUACCUAUACCUGGCGCAACAACUGUAGAGCGCAUCUUUGAAAACUCGAAGGAUAUCACCUUGACCAGUGACGAGUUAAAGGCUAUUGAGUCGGUACUGUCAAGCUUUUCAGUCGCCGGGCAGAGAUAUGACUCGCAUGGUAUGGCUCAUGUUGAGGGCUAG
Molecule: messenger RNA, 987 nt
Organism: Cadophora gregata
Lineage: Eukaryota; Fungi; Ascomycota; Leotiomycetes; Helotiales; Ploettnerulaceae
Gene: PLR1
Product: Pyridoxine 4-dehydrogenase
Exons: 4
Coding region: 1-987 (328 amino acids)
Cellular component (GO): cytoplasm
Source: RefSeq, a predicted model, not a curated record